AAUAAAUGCUGUAAAAUAGUUAUCGAGAUGGAAUUCAAAUCAAAAACACAUCUAUUAAUGUUGGAUCUGAUCCUUUGAAAAUUAAAUAAAUUUACCAAGAAGGUGUUGAGGCAGAAAAUUAAAAACAGAUAAUUGAAAAUACAAUUCUAACAAUAUCAAUCUAAACUAAUUACAUGUUAAACAGAAUUAACAAAAGAUUUGAUUGCCUUAUUCCUAUUAAAAAGACUUAAUGUAAUUUGCACCAUUUUACUACAUAGGCUAUAUAAUUGAUGACAUGGGAGCAAAAAUAGAUUAUUUAUUUAAGAAAUUCAAUUUGACAACUAAUAAUGUGAAUUAUAUGAGUGAUCAUAUCAAAAGAUUAACUGAAAAAGUUAAUAAUGAUAUUAAAAAACAGCAAUCUUAAUAUCAUUCGAAUAUUAAAAUUGAAGAUUACAAAAACUAUUCAAAUUUAUCUAUUGAGCAUUUCUAAAAUAAGCAAGUAAUUUCUUUGCAUUAUCUAAUAGAUUUUUAAUUCAUUUAGUAAUAUUGAAUAAAAAAGCAUUGUUAGAUAAAAGAGUAAAUUAUCAGAUAUCUUAACAACAUCUCAUAGAAUAGAAAAACUAGUAACUCAUGAACUUUAACUUAAUUAAUAUAAUGAAAUAAUCUUAGAAAAACUAUUUAUUGAUCAUCAUUUAUAUUAAGUUCUUUAAGAAUUUCUAAAAAAUAAGAAAAAUCCAUUAAUAUAUGAGAAACUUUUUAGAACAAUGGAAACUUUUGAAACUAAUCAUAAAAUAGAAAUGAAAUUGUUAGCUGAUUAAUUCAAAGAUAUAACAAAUAAUUAAUCCCAUGAAGCUAUCUGGUAAUAAUUUAAUUAUUAUUAUAUAAGUGAAUAAAUUAUCAGAAAUACUGUCAUUCAUAUAGAAAAUGAUAUGCUAAAAUAAAUUGGACACAUAGACUUACAAAAUUUGAAUAGAAAAUUUAAAGAAUAUUAUCUACCAUAAUUAAAUGACAUUAGAAUCUAUUAACAAGGAUAAUUUUAUCCAAGUGGAAUUCUCCUUGUAUUAAUGAGAAUUGGAAAAGUUAGUGAAGCAGAGAAAAUACUCCAUACACUAAUAUAUAACGAUUAAAAUAUUGCUUAAUAAUUUUUAAGCUUUUUCGAUUUGGUAAAUAAUGUAAUUUAACAAAAAAAAAUUAUUAAUUAAAAUGAUGUUGAAGAACAAUAUAAAUAAUAAUGCUGCGAUAUCAUUUUAUAAUAAUGUUAUUGGUUAUUAAUGGAUGUAAGUGAAGCAUAUGAUAUAUUUGAAGAAACCUAAUUUCAAAAAGAUAAAGACUUUUUUUUUUGGUUGAUUAUGAAAACAACUCAUGUUUCUGAAAAAUUUGUAAAUUAUGAUAAACACGAAUAUGAAUCAAAAAAAUCUUUCCCUCAUUGGACUUUAGCAGAAUUACAUGAAGUAAUUCCUUAGACUUCUGUAUGUUUGAGAACAAAUAUCUUUUUGUAAAGAUAUGAUUACAUUUUGAAUGAAUUAUACAAAAUCCAGAAUUCUUGUCUUUCAUAGGUUGAAUAUUUCAUUUUAAAUACUGUUAUUUCAAAUUUAAACAUUAAAUCAGAAAAUAAUUUAGAAAAUGAGAAAUAAAAUAAAUGGAUAAUUGAUAAUCUAGUGAAUUAUACUUAGAAUAAAUAUCCUCUUAUUUCAUGUUUGAUAUUAAGUAUUUCUGAAUAUAAUUAUGAAUAAAUUGCAAGUCUAUUAUAAAGAAGUAAUCAUGUAGCUUAAGUUUUGAGUGAUAAAGCCAUAAAAGAAAAUUUAGAGAAUAUUUUUGGAGUUGAUGAAUUAAUUAAAAUUACAAAUGAAAUGAUUAGUUAGCAUUUUGAGAAGAAUUUACAUAUGGUAUUGAAAGAUCUAUAAUAAUUAUUGUCUUUAGCUUCAACAAUAUAUUAAAUUUAGGAUUGUUAAACAUCAAUUUUAUUGAAAUUAGAUGAGAUGAGCAAUUAUAUCAGAUUACUAUUAAAUUAAAAUUAAGAAUAAUAGAUAAUUACAGCUAUCUAUUUAUAUCACGAAACUUAGUUUGCUUUGAUUAUAUCAAAUUUCAUAGCCAAUUAAUAUUGUAUAUAGAAAUUAGGCACUAAUUUAGAUAAAAAAUAGAAUGUAGGAAGAAAUUUAGAAACUUUGCAUCCAAAAAUAAAGAGUUUAGCAAAGAAUUAUAAAUAAUAUUAAUACUUAUAUAGAUUUUAAUUAAUUGAGAUAUUCUAAUUAACUUAUGCACUAAUGAAGUAAGAUUAAAUUUCAUUAAAUGAAAUUAAUUCUAUGUUAAUAAAUAUAAAUGUAUCAGAAUUAUCAAAAUGUUUAUUGGAAAAUAAGUAGGUACAUUUGAUAAAGAUAGUUUUCUACUAGAUUUUAAAUUUGAUUGAAUAAAAAAAAUGUAUGGAAUAGACAUUAGCAAUGUAAAAUUAAGUUCAAAAUAUUAUAGUACAAAAAUUAAAGAAUUCAACGAGACUAUGCUUAAAUAUCCAAUCUCUUAGGGAGUAAAAAUUUGUAAGAAGGAAGUUCAAUUUUCUUAGAGUAGUGUAGAUAUACUAAAUAAUUAUUCAAAGAUAUUGCAGAUUUAUUGA
Messenger RNA from Paramecium sonneborni, 2587 nucleotides. Lineage: Eukaryota; Ciliophora; Oligohymenophorea; Peniculida; Parameciidae. The record is from the annotation of a GenBank genome assembly.